Molecule: messenger RNA, 986 nt
Organism: Prunus avium (sweet cherry)
Lineage: Eukaryota; Viridiplantae; Streptophyta; Magnoliopsida; Rosales; Rosaceae
Gene: MUTE
Product: basic helix-loop-helix (bHLH) DNA-binding superfamily protein
Biological process (GO): stomatal complex development; guard cell differentiation; positive regulation of DNA-templated transcription
Cellular component (GO): nucleus
Molecular function (GO): protein dimerization activity; DNA-binding transcription factor activity
Source: RefSeq, a predicted model, not a curated record
AAUUGCAAGAGGUUGAGAAGAGAAAGCAAGAAAACAAAAAGAAGAAAACCAUGUCUCACAUAGCUGUGGAGAGAAACAGAAGAAAGCAGAUGAACGAACAUCUCAAAGUCUUACGCUCUUUAACCCCUUGUUUCUACAUCAAAAGGGGAGACCAAGCAUCAAUCAUAGGAGGUGUGAUAGAAUUCAUCAAGGAAUUGCAUCAAGUUUUACAGUCUUUGGAAUCUAAUAAACGGAGGAAGAGCCUUAGCCCUAGCCCUAAUCCAAGCCCGAAGCCAGUAGUAUUGCCUCAGCAAUAUCCAUCUACUCCCCAACUUGAUCAAAACCCUAAUUUCAAUUUUAAUUUGGGGGUUGAUAAUCAGCAUCAUGUGAUCAAUAAGGAACUAGCUAUAGGAGCUUGUUGCAACUCUCCAGUGGCAGAUGUCGAAGCAAAGAUCUCGGGGUCCAAUGUGGUGUUGAAGAUAAUAUCUCGGAGAACAUCUGGUCAAAUUGCUAAGAUAAUUGGAGUGCUGGAGAGGCUUUCAUUUGAGGUCCUUCAUCUCAACAUCAGCAGCAUGGAAGACACUGUUUUAUACUCUUUUGUAAUCAAGAUAGGACUGGAGUGUCAGCUGAGCGUGGAGGAACUGGUGCUUGAAGUUCAACAAAGUUUGCGCUCAGAAAGCACUACUUGAACAAAUACAUGCAAAGUUUGCUCGAGUGGCGCUCAAGUGCUGAAGUUAAUUUGAUAUAUGGUUUUAUUAUAAUAUGCAUGUGAGAUUAUAGAUUAUAUAAAUGUUUAUUUCACUUGAAAUGUUUAAAUCAUGUAAUAAGUAAUGCUUAUACCUUAAAACUUUUGUUUGGUGUAUAAUUAUUUUACUCUAUUAAUUCAUGGGUGAGUUGUGAAACUCAAUAGAGUAAACUAAUUCUAUGAACAAAAGUUGUAGGUAUUAGCAUAUGUUUUGUAAGAGAUAUAGUUGUUCUUAUUUUUAUAACUGAUUUCAUAUUACAUA